AUGUACUCUCACGAGCAAUUACCGAACAAGUCGGUCUCAUAUUAUUUAUCAUUACCUUCGUAUUGGUUGGAUAGGUUUUUUAGAGCAAUUUUUUAUUGGGUCGGAUACAUCACUGCUAGUGCUCCAAUUUUGUUCAUUGUGGCUGCCGUACUUUUUACAGGAGGUAUUGGUGUCGGUAUUAUGAAAAUUCAAUUGAUUACCGAUCCUCAAAGCUUGUGGGUUCCGCCUGAUAGCGACACUGUUAAGCAAAAGAAUUAUUUUGAUGAUCAAUUUACUCCGUUCUUUAGAAUUGAACAAUUGAUUUUUUUACCAAAAAACAAAUCUGUGACAAAUGCAAUUAACAAGGAAAUGUUUGAAGAUGUUUAUCAAAUUCAAAAAGAAAUAUUAGAUAUUCAAAUUUGGGACACUUCGAACCAUUCAUUACCACCCAUUACAUUGGAUGAUUUAUGCUACAAGCCAAUACCCUCCAAAGGUUGCAUGAUUCAGAGUCCAAUGCAGUUUUUCCAAAUGAAACAACAAAAUUUAGAAAGAUCUAUGGACAUUACUAAAACAAUUUUCACAUGUGUCCAAAGGCUAAGCUUGCAAUCUUUCUGUAUGUCUGACAUUGGUAUUCCAGUUUAUGAUAAACAAGUGUUUGGAAAGGCAUCAUACAACACCACCACGCAAACAGCAAGUGCAGAUGCUCUUAUUGUGACAUACCUAUUGAAUAACGACAAUGUAACGGCAGCGAAAGCUCUGCUUUGGGAGAAAGAAUUUCUUAAUAUUGCUGCCAAACCUCGUAGCCACGUUCUUGUUUAUAGAUCUGCAGAGAGAUCUGUUCAGGAUGAAAUUUCUGACGAGACUGGAGAUAUUUACACUGUGCUUAUCAGUUAUGCUGCCAUGUUUGUGUAUGUGGCAAUUUCUUUAGGACAGAUUCACCCUGUGAAAUCAAGAAUUGUGAUGGGAUUAUGUGGAGUUGUCAUUGUGAUCAUGUCUGUUGUGAUUUCUGCAGGUAUUUGUGGCUUGUGUGGUGUGCCUGCUACGUUGAUUAUCAUGGAAGUGAUGCCUUUCCUCAUUCUAGCCAUCGGUGUUGACAACAUGUUCAUUAUGGCUAAUCAUUUGGAUCAAGUUGCCAAGCUCAAAAAGAACCAAAAUCUUACUAUUGCUCAAAUAAUGGGAGAAACACUCGGAACUGUUGGCUCUUCAAUGACAUUGGCUUCAAUUUCUGAAUUUUUAGCUUUCAUGUUGGGUAGUUUGACAAAGAUGCCUGCUGUGCAAGCAUUUUGUAUUUAUUCAGGAGUAGCUAUCAUCACUAACUUUGUGCUACAAGUUACUUGCUUCUCUGCAUUACUUUCGUUAGAUUUGAGAAGAAAAUUAGGCCACCGACUAGAACUUGAACCAACAGUUGUGGUCACAUCCCCAUUCUUGAGAAAGGAUUGGGUCAGUAUUGCUGGUUUCAUUAGACUUUUGAUGAAGAAGGUCAUUGCUCCAAUUGUAACGUUUAUUCCAUUGAGCUUGUUGAUCAUUGUUGUUUUCUUAGGUCUUGCAGGUGCUUCCAUCUAUGCAUCAUUUUUCUUAAGCCAAGGGUUGGAUCAAAUAACAGCCCUACCAACAGGAUCCUAUUUGGGAGAGUAUUAUUUAAUGCAAAGAACGUACUUGGAUUUAGGUCCUCCUAUCUACUAUGUUACAGGAAAUAUUAAUUACACUGAUCCUAAAGUGCAAGAUCAAAUGUCAAAGAUGGUCAACAUUGUUGCAGAAACUGAGUACCUGGAUCGAGGAAGUAUUUUAUUUUAUUAUGCCGACUUUAAGCAAUGGGUAUUAACAAUUGAGUGUUCAAAUAAGAAUGUAUCAGCAACGUCGUAUGUACCACCUGAACAUUACAUUGAAUGGCUGCAAGAGUUUCUAGGUCAACAAGCAUGUUGCUCGUUCCGUGGGCAAACGACUCCACUUUGUGGGUUCCAAUACAAGAAUGACGUAAAGUUUUCUGCUGAUGGAAAAUCUAUUGAAGCAGCUAGGUUAAUGACUCAAACCAAAACCCUAGUGACUCAGGAUGAUUUUAUUAACAGUAUGAAAUCGGCCUAUUACACUUCCAACUAUCUGGCAGAUCCAAAGAAAUAUUUACCUCCUAAUCAAUGGGAUAGCAACAUUCCACUAAGCACUUUCCCAUACAGCGUCUAUUACAUUUACUUUGCUCAGUAUUUAUAUUUGCCUGAAGUUUCCGCAACGAACAUUAUGAUUGCUAGUGGUGCAGUGUUUUUGACUACCUUAAUCUUAUUGGGCUCUCCUGUUGCCUCUAUUUAUGUAUUAGUUUGCAUUUUCAUGAUUUUAUCAAACUUGUUGGGAAUUAUGUCCAUUUGGAAUAUCUAUGUCAAUGCUCUCUCUGUUGUCAACUUGGUCAUGUCUAUUGGUAUUAGUGUUGAAUUUUGUGUACAUAUUACACGUGCAUUUAUGAGAGCUAAAGGUACUCACAAAGAGAGAGUCAAGAAAUCAAUGAUAGGAAUGGGUUCUUCCGUAUUAUCUGGUAUUACAUUUACCAAAUUUAUUGGAGUUGUUGUUCUUGCAUUCUCACAUUCUGAGAUUUUCCGAAUUUACUAUUUCAAAAUGUAUUUGAGCAUUGUCGUGUCUGGAGCGUUGCACGGAAUGCUCUUCUUACCAGCCUUAUUGACAAUAGCAGGCCCUAGACAAGAUCCUGUUUCUGCACUUAAGGGUGAAGAUGAUGAUGAAGAAGAGGAAGAUGCAGCUGAAAUUGAUAUAGCAGGUGGAAGAAGUGGGUUUGUAAAUCCACAACAUUUAGAUGCAGAUGAUGAGGAACAACAAACAUCUCCAAUUAACUACUCUAAGUAA
Molecule: messenger RNA, 2823 nt
Organism: Naegleria lovaniensis
Lineage: Eukaryota; Heterolobosea; Eutetramitea; Acrasida; Naegleriidae
Exons: 3
Coding region: 1-2823 (940 amino acids)
Cellular component (GO): membrane
Source: RefSeq, a predicted model, not a curated record